AUGGACUACAGCCCUUUUUCGCACUCACCACCGUGCAGACUCCGCGCAACGGUCGUCCAAAAUAUUCAUCAUUUCUAUGAAUCCCUGGUAACGUCCGCGGGAUGCCCUGCGUCUCAGCAUGAUGCACUUGAGCGCCUCGAGGGCGUAUCUCCCCCAGCAGUCGCGACCCACAUCCCAGCCUUGCCUUCUCAGCCGAACCGCGCCCACAACACGAAUUCUUCCCACGACGAUGACGAAUCCUUGAAGCUCUUCGACGAGCUCAUCGACCCGGACUCUUUCUCUGACGCCUCUUGCACAGCCUCCCGAGGCACCUCUGAAAUUGCUUAUCGUUGUAACGAGCCGGGGUUAGCAAUUGUUUUCCACGACAAAUCCACUAGCCCUUCCCAGAUGGACGCAACAACGACGCCAUCCCCCUCCAUGUCCGGCAGUGGAAGCAGAAAGAGCCCUCUUUCCGAAUUGCCAGUUCAGCAGCCUAACGAAUCUGACAGAGACUCUCGAAUCCUAUCAAUGCCUUCCUCUGAGUCUCCAGAACCCGUAGUGGAUGUCGCCUCUAGCCUGUCGUUGUAUGAGCCCAUAAGAGCCGAGGGUAACCGGCUAGUCCUUCCAACAGCUAGCCUUACUGCGCCAGCAGCGCUCCAAUGCCCGCACUGUGGGGAAUAUUAUGGCUCAGACUCUCCACAGGCUCAGCGUUUCCGGUAA
Molecule: messenger RNA, 699 nt
Organism: Fonsecaea multimorphosa CBS 102226
Lineage: Eukaryota; Fungi; Ascomycota; Eurotiomycetes; Chaetothyriales; Herpotrichiellaceae
Exons: 1
Coding region: 1-699 (232 amino acids)
Source: RefSeq, a predicted model, not a curated record